AUUAUUUUCCAACGUCAAAUUUUGGUUUGGACGAUGGCAUUCGGAAUCACUGUCAAGCGUUGGGUUUUAGCUUUUCUUCUUCUUUAUGUUUGUGUGUUUGGGAAAAACUUUGUAUAUGCUGAUGAGGACGGGUCGGAGGGAGAGAAUGGUGGUGAGAUCGGUGGUGGAUUCGGCGAUACCGGUGGUGGGAUCGGGAGUGGUGGAGGUGAGAUCGGUAGUGGUGGAGGCGGGAUCGGUGGUGAUGGCGGUGGUAUUGGUGGUGGUGGGGUCGGAGUUGGUGGUGGUGGUGAGUUUGGAGCCGGUGGUGGUGGGGUUGGUGAUCCUACUCAAUUUUUUUCAAAAGCCUUGCAAUGUUUCAAUGAUAGAUAUAUUUAUAGCAGGUGUGAAGAAUCAUGCAGAUUGAACGAGAAAGGAAUCCUGAACGUGCCUAAAGAGAAAACUGAUAUGUUCUGCCAAGGACCAUGUCUGUCAGAGACCAACUUGGUCCUCAAUUGUCUGAAUAACGUUUUCAGCAACUUCAUAUUCUACAACAAAGCAACCAUCCACGACAUCAGAAACACAAUCGAAGCUGCAUGUAGCUAUGGCUCUCAGAGAGGAAACUUCAAUGUGGCAGAGCACAUUCAGAAUGAAGAAAACAAAGCUUCUCCAAAGGCUACUGCUAGCCAUGCUGUAAUGGGACUUGCUGUUAUCGCAAUGGGACGAGCUCUAUUACCUCCAAAUUUCACAUAAUAUGAUGCUCAUAACAGUUAUCUAUGCUUCUCAGUUUUAUGUGUAAUUAAUCACUCAUGUGAUAUGUAGUAUAAUAACCUAUACAUGGGAAAAUAGUAGGUAUUUAUAUACGUAUAUGGAGUUGUAUCUAAUAUGUGUGUGGAACAGAUUAAUGAUAUAUAAUCGUAUGAA
Messenger RNA from Vigna radiata var. radiata (mung bean), 900 nucleotides. RefSeq lists its product as uncharacterized. The transcript is spliced from 4 exons. The record is from RefSeq and is a predicted model, not a curated record. NCBI's taxonomy places the organism in Eukaryota, Viridiplantae, Streptophyta, Magnoliopsida, Fabales, Fabaceae. The coding region runs from base 34 to 729 and encodes 231 amino acids.